AUGGCCAGCAGGAUGGCGGAGGAGAAGGCCAUCACCGUCUGCGUGCGCCUGCGGCCCCUCAGCAGGAAAGAAGCUCUUGGAGGGGCUAUGCAAGAUCACUGGAAAACUGACAAUAAUACUAUUUAUCAAGUUGAUGGAAGUAUAUCCUUCAAUUUUGAUCGUGUCUUUCUCAAUAAUGAAUCGACUGAAAAUGUGUAUGAAGAAAUAGCAGUACCAAUCAUAGACUCUGCCAUGCAAGGCUACAAUGGUACUAUAUUUGCCUAUGGGCAGACUGCUUCAGGCAAAACAUAUACCAUGAUCGGUUCCAAAGAUGAUUUAGGAAUAAUCCCCAGGGCAAUUCAUGACAUUUUCAACAAAGUUAAGAAGUUUCCUGAUAGGGAAUUUCUCUUACGUGUGUCUUACAUGGAGAUAUACAAUGAAACCAUUACAGACUUACUCUGUGACACUCAAAAAAUGAAACCUUUAAUAAUUCGAGAAGACUUCAGUAGGAAUCCGUAUGUGGGUGAUCUCACAGAGGAAGUUGUUUAUACACCAGAAAUGGCUUUGAAGUGGAUCACAAAGGGAGAAAAGAACAGACAUUAUAGAGUUACGAAAACGAAUCAGAGAAGCAGUCGUUCUCAUGCUAUUUUUAGGAUGAUUUUGGAAAGUAGAGAGAAAGAUGAACCCUCUAAUUGUGAAGGAUCUGUCAAGGUGUCCCAUUUGGUGAGUGUUGAUGAACCAUGAUGAUGUACUCUACAGACC
Diceros bicornis minor is the source of this 741-nucleotide messenger RNA. RefSeq names its product centromere-associated protein E-like. The coding region runs from base 1 to 723 and encodes 240 amino acids. Gene Ontology annotation, cellular component: microtubule. The record is from RefSeq and is a predicted model, not a curated record. The transcript has 8 exons. Gene Ontology annotation, biological process: mitotic cell cycle; microtubule-based movement. Lineage: Eukaryota; Metazoa; Chordata; Mammalia; Perissodactyla; Rhinocerotidae. Gene Ontology annotation, molecular function: microtubule binding; ATP binding; plus-end-directed microtubule motor activity.